CCAUGUGGAUUUUCCUAAUUUUGACGACCGCCCAAAAUCAUCGUCUUGAUCGGUGGAAAACAAUAUGUGAGAAGGAGGCAUUACCUGUGGAAAUUUCAAUUUUGCUUAUCCAAUUGUACGUUGUACGUCACGUUAAUUUGGGGAUAGCAGGGCGGGGAGGCAUCUGGUUCAGCUUAUUUCCAGUUUCAGCACCAUUCUUCUCCUCCUUCUUCUCAGGUUCAAGUUUUUCAGAACAUGUCAACAUGUUGGCAAGGUCUCACGAGUACUGUGGGGAACGCUCUUUCGAUACCGCAAUCACAGGCAUUGUUUCACUCACCUGUUACUACUUCUAUGAGCAUCUCCAGGGUUCCUUCUUGUUCAGCCACUGGCCUCAGGGACAUGUCCAUACUUCCCUUAGAACCCAAAAGCGCCUAUACUCAACAGGUGAUACAGGUCAAGCAGAGCCAGAAAGGCAAACCCAAAAAACAAAAUGAUGAGGAGGAGGCUGAUGAGGACGACGACGAGGAAGUGGGGAUCUCUAAAUUACAAGUGCCCAGACAGAAAUACAUACCUGUUUCCAAGUCAGAGCUUUUAGAUGCUAUCAUUUCUAUGAAGUUUAAAUCUGACGACCAAGAUGGUAUCCAUCACUUUCGCCUUCUUGCCUCGUGCUUAGACUCUAUACUUCAUGCUGAGCACAAAAGGAUCUUAGAAGAGAUGCGUUCUGAUUAUCAGGCUACCAAUUCAGUGGAAACUGAGGACUUCAGUCCACCCUAUUCAGCUGAUUCAGAAAUGGUACAUAUGGAGAAUGGGUAUGAGUCUGACGGAAUUAGCAAUGGUAGCAUCCUUGGAGUUGGGGACAGUGAGGCCUAUCAAGAUAUGGUAGAUGAAGCUGAAUGGCAAAUGCCUUUUUUCUGCAAUGGUUUAGACCUGAGAAGUAUUUUACGUUCCCUGGAGAAAAAUAGCAAGAAAGAUUCUAAUACAGGGUCCAGAGUUACUGUUGCUUCUCGAUUCCAACGUGCUUUCAUGCAACUUCUUUCAAAUGCUCAAUUUGAAGAACUGUCAGCUACGGAUCUGAUGUUAACAUCUGCUUUGAACACAGACUAUCUUCUGAAUUUGCCAAUAUACAUUGAUUGGAAGAGAGCGUAUGAGUCCAAUGCCAUAAUAUUUAGGCGGGGAUAUGCAACUGAGAAGCAGAAGGGGCUAUUAAUUGUUGAAAAACUGGAUUAUCUUCAGUCUAAACUUCUGCGAAGAAUCUUCUUUAUUAUAUCAAAGCCCUUGGGGAGAUUAGGCACUUGGAUAAGUGAGCUUUACAAAAAUGCAAGUCAGAAAGAAGAAAUACAAAAGUGGUCAAACGGAUUGAAGCUUUGGCUAAAUGAAGUGUCAAUAUUUCAGAAAUCAUUACUUUAUAAUGGCAAUGCUUCAGAUGAGCAACAAUGGUUAAAUGAGUUAAAUGAUGGAGAACUCCCUAUUGGGCUGGCAGCUCAGAAAGCAGUAGCUCGAUAUGAAGGGAUUUUGUCAGCAGUUGGUCCCCGUGAAAAGCUCUUGAGGAGGUUGCUUUCUUGGAUUGGACUGAUCCCCCCAACACCUGAAACAACUCUCGAGGAUGACAAUGAUACUAAUUCUCUUGAACCUUACUUGAGGCCUACGUCCUUGUCAAGGAUAUCGCUAAGUGAUAUAUGGAGGCCCGCAACAAGGAAAUACUGUGGAAAUAAUCCCUGGAAGAUGUUGAAAACUUCAAUUUCCAUACUUUUCUCACAGUCAAUUAUCCAGGAGCCAGCAUUUGAAGAGUUAAUUUUACUUUAUACUAAGGAGGUCAGUGAAAGAGAUGCCAAAGAUAAACCCACGGUUCCAGAGUUGCAGCUAAAGAUCUAUGAAAGAAUUCCUAUUCCAGAUUUACCGGUAAUUUUCCCCGACAAAAAGCUAUCAUUCCGCGUCAUAGACACGGUGCGCUUGGAUGCUGCUUCAAUAUUGGGACUUUUGGCAUUCAUCAUAAACUACAAAUUUGAGGACGUCUUAUCUUCACCGUCAGCUAUAUUUCUUGAUGCGGUUGCUGUAAGUGCUCUGAUAAUAUAUGUGAGCCGUGUAGUCCUAGGUUACAAGCAGACAUGGGAUCGGUAUCAGCUAUUAGUCAACAAGACUCUUUAUGAGAAAACAAUAGCGAGUGGUUUUGGCUCAGUGCAUUUUCUUCUAGAUGCUUCUGAGCAGCAGCAAUACAAGGAAGCUAUUUUGGCUUAUGCCAUUCUACUCAAAGCAGAGAAGGGUCAGGUCACUUGUCGACAGAGUGUUAAAGACAAAUGUGAGAGAUUUAUGUACGAAGCGUUCAAAGUAAAGGUUGAAAUGUCAAUUGACAAAGCUGUCAAUACGCUGUCAAGGCUGAGCCUAGCCACUGAAACUGUCAUUGAUGGAAGACUCCAGUUAGUGGCGACCCCAUGUUCAAUGGCACAUGAGGCCCUUCAGCAACGAUGGAACAGUUUGCUCUCAUAACCCCAUACAUGUGUUUUUCUCCACUCUUCAAGUAUAUCCUUGUCAAAGAGAGAUAUAUAUGAAAGACUUGUGGGCCAACCUGGAAUGUGGCCCCACAUGACAUUGCCCACAUGCCUUGUGCCUAGCUCUCUCUUUGAAGCACCUAUUAGAGAGACCAAUUCCACUUUAUAUGAACUUUGGUCUUUUACCGUUACACAAGUGAGUUUUACCAUUCUAGGUGUGUCAUCCUGAACUUGGUUUUGAGUGCCAAAACUAGGUUUGAAGUGGCACAAUGUCGCCCCCAAACAUGCACCAUAUUUCUGUUCAAUCGAAGUCAGUGAAGCGUUUGAGAGGAAUUGUAAAUGAACUUUGCAGGGCCAUGUCUGUAAUUGCUUAUACUGUACAUGCGGAUCUGGUCCUCCCUUUCAGGACGUUCGGUAAUAGGACUGUAAAUGGAUGAGACUAUAGGCUUUUGUUUGGAGCUUGGAAUGCUCAAUAGUAUACUUUGAAUAAUAGUCAAUUAUAGACAAAAUAUUGUAAAAA
Molecule: messenger RNA, 2985 nt
Organism: Prosopis cineraria
Lineage: Eukaryota; Viridiplantae; Streptophyta; Magnoliopsida; Fabales; Fabaceae
Exons: 14
Coding region: 235-2463 (742 amino acids)
Source: RefSeq, a predicted model, not a curated record